AUGGCCAGCCUGGCCCAAACCUUCGACCAACUAUGCGCGCCCGCCCGCCGCGUAGCCCUGACCGGUAUUGUGGAGAGGCUGACCGCCGCGGAAUGGAGACAGCUGGCCCUCGCUGUGCAUACCCACGACUUCCGCUUCGACCUGAUCGCCCGCCUACCCGUCGAGCUGGUCGCCGCCGUCUUCGUCCACCUCCCCGUGCACGCCAUGUUCCUGUAUGCGCGCGUGUCCCGCCGCUGGAGAGUCCUGUUGUCAUCUGAGCAUGUGCGCCACUGUUGCCUGGCGCAGUGGUAUUCCGAUCGCGACCCGAUGCUGCAUUGCCAGUCUGCCAACAUCCAUGACCGAGACGCUCUCAAGGCCAAACAUGUCAAGUGUUUCGAAGAAGCCCGGCCCUACUCACUGCGAAGGUACAAUGCGCCUUGGAGCGAACGUCGUUUCGACGACCAUAUGCCUUUCGAAUUCUGCCGCGAGACAAUUGCCUGGCUCGAGGACGCGCAUGACCCUCGCUCUAUCAUGAUAUACAGCUUGCGAACAGCUGCCACUACCAAGGUAGCCGGUGACGCUCGGGAGCGGAUCACCCGGCUCAAACUGACUGACAGGCUUCUCGCUUUUCUUACUGCCUCUGGGUAA
Messenger RNA from Aplosporella prunicola CBS 121167, 627 nucleotides. RefSeq lists its product as uncharacterized. Bases 1 to 627 code for a protein of 208 amino acids. The transcript is spliced from 2 exons. NCBI's taxonomy places the organism in Eukaryota, Fungi, Ascomycota, Dothideomycetes, Botryosphaeriales, Aplosporellaceae. The record is from RefSeq and is a predicted model, not a curated record. Gene Ontology annotation, molecular function: protein binding.